AUGUCGCGUAGGGAAGGGGGGAUGCACGGGGAACCCCGCAUCCUCCCUGGAGGCGGUACGGCAACGGGGGACCACUGCUCCGGUGGAGGAUGUGUGGGAGGAGGGCUCACGGAAACCGGUUGCAGAGCAUCACUGGAUUCCUCCAAACACAGCGACCAUUCAGCCUGGGUAACCCCAGCCUUCCGUGCCACGGUUUGUGGCCAAGGGAGGGUCAAUGCGCUCCUCUCCGCGCCUGCCUUGCUGCCUGCUUCCCUCAGCACCCCUGGGCUUUGCAGGCAGGAGGGCUCUGGCUGCUGCUGUGCAGGAGCCGCUCUCACAGCUCCCUCUGCAGGUGCUCAGCCCAGGCUGGGCUUGCCCGGAGCUCGGCUUUCUAGCCAGGCUGCAUUGUGCAUCGGUCACGCUGGGCUUGCCCAGCCCGUUGCUGUCUGGCUUUUUCGUUCGGUUCCUGCCCUUUGUUGCGACACUGGGGCGCUGCUCCACCCGGCUGCCCCACUGCCUGCCCCACCACGCGGAUUUCACUGGGACACUGAGGCGAAUUCAUUGUCUAGCUAUGAGAAGAGCGAAGAAGCAGGACCACAAAGCCAUGGGCAGCCAAUCCUGGGAAGGUGGUCUGAGGAGUGUGCAGAAGUUCCUGUCCCCAUCUGCAUACAUUACACCCUGCCAUGUGUGACUGUCCCUGGAGCAGGCAGGAAGGUGUAUUUGGCCUCAGUGCAAAGUCCACCAACAGUUAAACCAGAGCCUGUUACAACAUUUCAUCACUCUGGUGAAUCUCUUCACUCAGUGCUCCUCAGAACAGCGCUGAGGCAGCCAGGAGGGAUCGUUGCGGAGGAAACAGAAGAGAUUUUCCCGUGUUACUGGGCCCUCGGUACAAAAUCCUGCCGCGCGGAACCCCCUGCCCUCAGCUACAAGAAACUAUCCCGAAAGUCCGUUGUAUCCCACGCUGUGCGCGCUGCUUACAGCCGGUCUUUGUUCUGAUGGGUCCGUGGGGUUUGUUACCCAGACCCUGGCUGAGUGAAUGCGGAGGAAGGAGGGAGGAAUUUGCCUACCAGCCGGCUGGUUCUGACCUUCCUACCCUCGCCCCUUUCUUUCUUCCCCACUUGAAUGCAGGGGCGGCUGCUUACCAGCCUUGCAGGGAAUGAAAGGCCAGUGAGUGAAUCAGAAGGGAGGCAUUGUACCCUGCUAAUCCCCCUGAGCUGACACUUGUCAAUA
This is a messenger RNA of Cuculus canorus (common cuckoo), 1209 nucleotides long. RefSeq lists its product as uncharacterized. The transcript is spliced from 5 exons. Bases 1 to 975 code for a protein of 324 amino acids. Lineage: Eukaryota; Metazoa; Chordata; Aves; Cuculiformes; Cuculidae. The record is from RefSeq and is a predicted model, not a curated record.